This is a messenger RNA of Drosophila guanche, 1400 nucleotides long. Its product is annotated as elongation of very long chain fatty acids protein AAEL008004. Bases 336 to 1400 code for a protein of 354 amino acids. NCBI's taxonomy places the organism in Eukaryota, Metazoa, Arthropoda, Insecta, Diptera, Drosophilidae. Gene Ontology annotation, cellular component: endoplasmic reticulum membrane. Gene Ontology annotation, biological process: sphingolipid biosynthetic process; fatty acid elongation, monounsaturated fatty acid; fatty acid elongation, saturated fatty acid. The transcript has 8 exons. The record is from RefSeq and is a predicted model, not a curated record. Gene Ontology annotation, molecular function: fatty acid elongase activity.
AUCGUUGACGUUGUCGUUUUCGUUUCCCGUUGCCGUUGCUAUUGUCGUUUGUCGCCAUUGCCCGCCCGCCCUGAUAAGGUUCAGACGCACAUCCAACCAGCCGUCAGUUGGCUUAAAAGCGUCCAAGGCAGAGCAUCGGGCUACAACCGGAACAACCGAUCAGCAACAAACUGUUGCCAAAUAAUACCCAAAUAACGAUCCAAACAAUACCGGCCAAGAAGACCCGCGACUACUUCAUCGUGCUGAUUGCUGUGAGUCUUUUUUAAACCGACAUCGGGGACUGCAGAGCACUGAGUUAGCAGAAGGACAGCAGCGGACAGCGGACCAACAUCAGAAUGGCGAUCAUAGUGCAAGAGGCCCAGGAGUGGUACAGGGAUCUCAUGGAUAACAAGAGCGAUCCCCGUGUGCAAGACUUCUUUCUGCUGUCGUCGCCGCUGCCGACUCUCGGAUUGUGCAUAUUCUAUGCAUAUUUCAGCACAUCUCUGGGACCGAGGCUUAUGGCCAAUCGGAAGCCAAUGGAACUGCGGUCGGUGCUAGUCAUUUACAAUGCGAUACAAACGAUAUUCAGCGCCUGGAUUUUCUAUGAGUACUUAAUGAGCGGCUGGUGGGGCCACUACAGCUUUAAGUGCCAGCCAGUCGACUAUGGUAACAGUCCUCUGGCGCUGCGGAUGGUCAACAUUUGCUGGUGGUACUACAUAUCGAAGUUCACCGAGUUCUUUGACACACUCUUCUUCAUUCUGAGAAAAAAGAACGAGCACGUAUCCACACUUCACGUCAUUCAUCACGGCUGCAUGCCCUUCUCGGUCUGGAUGGGCCUUAAGUUUGCCCCAGGUGGACACAGCACUUUCUUCGCCUUGCUCAACGCUUUUGUGCACAUUGUGAUGUAUUUCUAUUACAUGAUCGCAGCAAUGGGCCCCAAGUACCAAAAGUUCAUCUGGUGGAAAAAGUACCUAACCACCUUCCAAAUGGUGCAGUUUGUUGCCAUCUUCACGCACCAGUUCCAGCUGCUGUUCCGCGACUGCGACUACCCCAAGGGCUUCAUGGUCUGGAUUGGCCUGCACGGCGUCAUGUUCCUGUUCCUGUUCUCCGACUUCUACAAAGCCAAAUAUCUGAAUGCCGCCCGUCGUCGCCGGCAGGCUGUCAAGGCCAACGGCCAUACCAAUGGCCAUGGCCCGCACACCAAUGGCCACAGCAAGCACUUGGGCAACGACGAUGCACUCACAGCCAACGGCAGCAAUAAGGGAGCCUGCAUGCCCGUUCUGGAGGACGAGUACGUCUCGAGGAACGGGAACGGGCAUGCCGGUGGCGGCUUCUUCAAGGAGGGCGCGUUGUCCAGCAACGAGUCCAUUCUGAAUCCGGACAGCAGUAGCUCUAGUCUGCAUCAGCGCAAAGUCAAAUAA